GCGUCACUGGCGGAGCCGCAGGUUGGCUCUUGCCUGACUUGGUCUUGCCCAUCGUCGCCAGCGACGCACACUACAAUCUAUUCAACUUUUUAAAAUUGUUUGGCAUAGCAUGCAACAAGCAACUCCGGCACCGUCAUAUCAUCGCCCGUCGCCACCUCCAGGAGCAAGCACGGUGCAUUCUACGGCCACCGCAGAUGACCAUCCAGUCGAAUACCCCGUGCCCCCGCAGAACGACGGGAGCGCGCCUUUCUAUGUGCUGUCUGCCCUGUUCGACAGACUGCAGAAUGAACGGAAACCUGACAAGCGGCGAAGGCUCCUCGCCACGUGGUUCAAUCACUGGCGGGAAGACAAGGGAUACGACUUGUACCCCAUUUUAAGGCUCAUUUUGCCCCAGAAAGAUCGAGAGCGUGCAGUCUACGGGCUUAAGGAGAAGGCUCUGGCUAAGAUUUACAUCAGGAUGAUUCCUUUGCAGAAACAAGACCGGGAUGCUAUCAGGCUUCUGAACUGGAAAAAACCCGCAGACAAGGAGGCUUCGGCGGGAGACUUUCCAACUGUCCUCUAUGAGGUCAUCAGCAAACGGUCUUCUGUCAUACAGGGCUCGCUCUCUGUCGAGGACGUGAACGAUGUUCUUGACGAGCUUGCCAAGAACGGGGGCAAAUCUGAACCACAAGUGAAGAUCAUGACCCGAGUCUAUAACAGCAUGACUGCAGAAGAACAACGAUGGUUAGUCCGAAUUAUCCUCAAAGACAUGGUAAUUUCAGUAAAGGAAACGACCGUGUUCUCCGUAUUCCAUCCCGAUGCUCAUGAUCUCUUCAAUACCUGCUCUGAUCUCAAAAAAGUUGCAUGGGAAUUGUGGGAUCCGCAGCGCAGGCUUAAUGAAGAGGAAAAAACCGUUCAUCUCUUUCGUGCGUUUGCACCUAUGCUCUGCAAGCGUCCAACCAGGCGCAUCGAAGAGUCUGUCAAAGACAUGGGCGGAAGCAAGUUCGUCAUCGAGGAGAAGCUCGAUGGCGAGCGCUUGCAGCUACACAAACGCGGUAAUGAGUAUUUCUACUGUUCCAGGAAAGGCAAGGAUUACACCUACUUGUACGGCAAACACGUCGGAUCGGGUAGUUUGACCCCUUUCAUUGAGGACGCAUUUGAUCCAAGAGUAGAAGAAAUCAUCUUAGAUGGGGAGAUGCUCGUAUGGGACCCGGUGUCUGAGCGAAAUCUUCCCUUCGGAACGCUGAAGACGGCUGCGGGAGACAAGACCAAUAAAGAGUUACGCCCGCGACCAUGCUUCAAAGUCUUCGAUCUACUACAUUUGAAUGGGCAGAGUCUUCUGCAGAAGUCCCUAAAAUUCCGGAAAAACAACCUUCGUGCAUGUCUGAGCGAAGUCAAGGGUCGCCUGGAGUUCGUCACGGAAUUUGAAGGCAAGACGGCACAAGACGUCCGGCAAUAUAUGGAGAUUAUCAUGAACAAUCGUGGCGAGGGGCUCAUCAUGAAACAUCCCGGCUCCGAAUACGUCCUUAACGGACGAAACAAGGAUUGGAUCAAAGUCAAACCUGAGUACAUGGAUAACAUGGGUGAAACCGUCGACGUGCUGGUUGUUGCCGGCUGCUACGGUACGGGUCGACGCUCUGGCGGCGUUUCUACUCUCGUGUGCGCGGUGCUCGAUGAUCAGCGAGCUGCGGGAGAUGAUGAUGGCAUGAAGUAUCGCACCUUCGUUCGCAUUGGAUCUGGCCUAACGUUUGCGGAUUACGUCUGGAUUCGUCAGAAACCAUGGAAGGAAUGGAACCCAAAGCAGCCACCUCCCUGGCUGCUGACUGCGAAGAGGGGUCAGGAAGAUAAGGGCGAUGCCUAUCUAAAGCCGGAAGAUUCAUUCAUUAUCAAGGUCAAGGCCGCAGAGAUCACUCCCACGGAUCAAUACCACAUAGGCUAUACCAUGCGCUUUCCUCGCGCUAUGAUGAUUCGUGAAGACCUCGGUAUCGAGGACUGCAUGACUGCUAGUGCGGUCUUCGAGAGUGUCCGCUCCGAAAAGAAGCGGAAAGCAGAAAGUGGGGGUGGGGGUUCAAAGAAGAAGCGCAAGGCAACCGCUAAGAAGCCUACUGUAUUGCCUCACUUCAACGUCGCCGAGGAUCUGAAAGACGUCAAGGUAGAAGGCGAGCUGUUCAAGGAGUUUACUUUAUUGGUGGCGUCCGAUCCGAAGUCCAGAACAGGUGAAAGUGACAGAAAGGAGCUCAUGAAACUGAUCAAGGCGAAUGGCGGCAAAUUUUGUCAAGUUAUCAAUAACCGGCAGGGAGAGAACACGAUGGCUGUGUACGAUGGUGCGACUAUUCCCUACGACAUCAAGAUGAUUGUGGACAGGGGAACUCAUGACAUCGUCAAACCUGAAUGGAUCAGAGACAGCGUUGCAAGGGACGAGUUGGCACCUCUAACGAAGAAGUAUCUCUUCUUCGCUACGGAAGCCCGUCGGAAUACUGAGGAAUAUAGCCUGGCGGAAGGUGCUGACGUUGAGAUGGAGGAAGCAGUCGCAGGUGCUCCUCCAUCACCGACUGCGUCAUCCGAGACAGAACCGGAGACGGAGGAGCUGACGCGUGCUCGGGAUGAGCCAAAAGAGGAAGCCGAUCCCACCUUGUCCGAGUGGUUCAAGAUCAGUGCAAAGGACGUACAUAGGGGAAAGGUGGCAGCACAAGAGGAAGAAGUUGAGAGCGAGACCGAGCCAGAGUCGGACAAUGAAGAUGUGCGCGACAAAAACGCUGAGAUUGACGAAUUAGCAGACGAGAUGGGGGACGACUGGUUCGAGGUUUCUGCCCUCGGGAGUGCCGAGCCUGAUAUCAGCGAGUCAUCGACGCAAGCCUCCGAACUUGCCAAGAUGGGAGAAACUGAGGAAGCUAUGGAAUACGACCAGGAGCUGAUUUUCAAGCACCUAUGUUUUUAUCUUGAUUCUCCAUCAAAUGCCAGGACGAAUGGUAUGGUCGUUAAGGCCAAGGGUGCAGAGGAUCUCGAUGUACAUUUCAACGAGCUUGCGCGCAAGAUCAGAGCAAAUGGCGGCAAGGUCACCGACAGCCUCGAUGAGACGAAGCUUACUCACGUCGUUUUGGACAAGCGGGACACUUCUCGACGUGCCGAACUUAACAAGCGGACAUCGAAGCCGAAGCGCAGACAUCUCGUCGUCACCGACUUCAUCGAAGCUUGUCUUGAGGAAGACACCCUGCUGGAUGAAGAUUCUUUUGCUCCUUAG
Messenger RNA from Phanerochaete carnosa HHB-10118-sp, 3220 nucleotides. RefSeq lists its product as uncharacterized. The transcript has 26 exons. Gene Ontology annotation, biological process: DNA recombination; nucleotide-excision repair, DNA gap filling; double-strand break repair via nonhomologous end joining. Gene Ontology annotation, molecular function: ATP binding; DNA binding; DNA ligase (ATP) activity. Bases 110 to 3220 code for a protein of 1036 amino acids. Gene Ontology annotation, cellular component: DNA ligase IV complex. Lineage: Eukaryota; Fungi; Basidiomycota; Agaricomycetes; Polyporales; Phanerochaetaceae. The record is from RefSeq and is a predicted model, not a curated record.